AUGGACCUCAUUAAUUCCCAGCUAGGCAACAACAGUAUGUUGAACUGUAUUGUGGAGCUGCUCAGCAAACACCCAGAAUGGUUGAAUGCCAAGGUGAAGUUCUUCCUCCCCAACAUGGACCUCGACUCCAGGAACGAGGCCCCAGACCCUGUACAGUGGGUUGUCCUACAACUGUAUGCCCAAGGUAUAGCCACUUGGCAGACGUUCAUCCACUGUGUGUGCAUGGAACUGGAUGUGCCGCUGGAGCUGGAGGUGCUGCUGCUGAGCACGUGGGGCCAUGACGAGGGCCUCAAGCGGCCUCAUCAGAGCUGUUGGUCCCUUCCUCGCAAGAAGCACAGUAGGGAGCUGGAUGGGUACCAAGAGUUGGCCAAGAGAUAUCUGCAGCUCCUGAGGACCUCUACCCAGAAACGCUAUGGCACUGAGCACCCCAGGCCAGGACAGUACCUAUCCUUCCACAUCGCCCCAAUCCUGCAGCGGAGCCGGACCACAACACCCUGUGACACUCAGGAGGAGACUGUUACAGGAGACCCCAUGGCAGAAGAUGGCAUCCAGGAUCUCUUCAAUACCAAUACAGAAAAGGGCCAGAGAGUCACAGUGGUCCUGGGGAACGCAGGCAUGGGCAAGACCACACUGGCACACUGGCUCUGCCAGAAGUGGGCUAAUGGCCAACUGGACCGCUUCCAGGCCCUGUUCCUCUUCGAAUUCCGCCAGCUUAACCUGAUCACAGGUCUGCUGACACUGCCCCAGCUCCUUUUUGAUCUCUACCUAAGCCCUGAGUCGGGAACUGACAUGGUCUUCCAGUACCUGAAGGAGAACGCACAUCAUGUCCUGCUCAUCUUUGAUGGGCUGGACGAGGCCCUCCACCCCUGCUCCAGCAGGAAGACCGGAGACGCUGAAGCCCCAGGACCUGCCUUCACCCUCUUUUCUGGCCUCUGUAAAGGGACCCUCCUACCUGGCUGCUGGGUGAUGACCACGUCCCGUCCAGGGAAACUGCCCACAUGCCUGCCCGUGGAGGCAACUAUGGUCCACAUACGGGGUUUUGACAAGCCACGGGUGGAGGAGUAUGUGGGCCACUUCUUCAGGGAUCAGCCGUUGCAGGCAGUGGCUCUGGCAGAGGUGAGGGCAGAUAGGCAUCUCUGGAGCAUGUGUGCUGUGCCCGCGCUGUGCAGGCUGGCCUGCCUUUGCCUCCGCCAUCUGCUCCCUGGCACCUCCCCAGGCCAGGCUGCCACCCUCUUGCCCACUGUCACACAGCUCUACCUACAGAUGGUCCUCUCCCUCAGCUCCCACAAGUGUUUACCCACCACGUGCCUCCUGGACCUCAGUGAGGUGGCCUUGAAGGGCCUGGAGGCUGGGGAAGUUGUCUUCUAUACAGGAGAUAUUCCUCCACCCAUGAUGGCCUUUGGGGCCACCCACAACCUACUGACUUCCUUCUGUGUCCGCACAGGCCCUGGGUGCCAGAAGACAGGUUAUGCCUUUGCCCACCUCAGCCUACAGGAGUUCUUUGCUGCCCUACAGCUGAUGACCAGUCCCAAGGUGGAUGAAGACAAGCUCUCGCACUAUGUCACCCUCCAGUCCCAUUGGGUGUUGAGGACCAAGGCUAAGCUGUGUCUCCAAGACCACCUGCCCACCUUCCUGGCUGGUCUGGCAUCCCGUGCCUGCUGCCCCUUCCUCAGCAAGCUGGCCCAGCAGGAUGAGAAGUGGGUGGGUGCCAAACAGGCUGUUGUUGUGCAGACAUUGAAGAAGUUAGCUGUCCGCAGGUUCAGAGGACCAAAGGUUAUGAAACUGUUACACUGUGUGAGUGAGACCCAGGAGUUGGAUCUGGCCCAACAUGUUGCCCAAAGCCUUCAUGACCCACUGUCUUUCUACAACUUCCCACUGAACUAUGCCGAUCUGGCCACCCUGGUCAACAUCUUGGGCAACAGAGAUGUCCCCAUUCACCUGAAUUUUGAGGGCUGCCUUUUGGAGCCACAUUGUCUAGAGGCCCUGGUGAACUGUGGGCAGAUAGAAAAUCUCAGUUUUAAGAGCAGGAAGUGUGGAGACGUCUUUGCAGAAGCCCUCUCCAGGAGUGUGCCUACAAUGAAGGGCCUGCGGAAGCUGGGGUUAACAGGAAGUAGGACAACUGCCAAAGGCAUCAGCCAUCUGAUGAAGGCUCUGUUGCUCUGUCCUCAGCUGGAAGAGGUAAGUUUGCAGAACAACCAGCUCAAGGACCAAGAGGUACUGAAAGUUGUGGAGGUUCUCCCUCACCUGCCGAGACUCCAGAAGUUCAACCUGAGCUGCAACGGCAUCUCGGUAUCAACCCUACUUAGCUUGGCAAAGAUGGUAGUCACGUAUCCAACUAUCAGGACAUUGCAGGCCAGGCAAGAGGAGUUCAUCUUCCUUUUCUCCCCGUCCACAGAGACAUCUACAGAGCUGCAAGGAGCCCCAGACCUGCAGGUAAAUGCCAGCCAGAAGGAAGAGGCACAGACCCGAAGCCUGACACUCAGGCUCCACAAGUAUCAGCUCCAGGUCUACAAUGUGGAGACACUCAUAGCCCUGCUCAGGGACGGCCCCUGCCUGGAGGAAGUGGACCUCUCAGGGAACCAGCUGGAAGAUGAAGGCUGUCGGCUGAUGGCGGAGGCUGCAUCCCAACUGCACAUCACCAGGAAGCUGGACCUCAGUGAUAACGGACUUUCUACAUCCGGGGUGAACCAUGUGCUGAGUGCAGUGAGAGCCUGCAGGACUUUGGCAGAACUGCAUAUCAGCCUGCUGCACAAAACUGUGAUCCUCACAUUUGCCCAAGAUCCAGAAGAGGAAGAGGGAACCCAGAAGAGGGCUGCAUUUCUGGAUAGCCUCAUUCCCCAGAUGCCCUCUGAGCUCCCCCUGAGUUCCAGAAGGAUCAGGCUGACCCACUGUGGCUUCCAAGCCAAGCACCUAGAGGAACUCUGCAAGACACUGGGAAAUUAUCACCUCAGUGACCUCGACUUAUCAGACAACGCUCUAGGAGAUGAAGGUGCUGCCCUGUUGGCUCAGCUGCUCCCAGGACUGGGUGCUUUGCAGUCCUUGAACCUCAGUGAGAACAGCUUAUCCCUGGAUUCUGUAUUCAGUUUGGUCCAGCCCUUCUCUACUCUGGAAUGGAUUCUUCAUUUAGACAUCAGCUUAAAAAGUCAGUGCUUCCUCCUGAGAGGAGACCUGGGACACAGGAAUAUACUGGCUGGUGAAUCUUUGGCAGAGUGCACAACUGGAGCCCUGUUCUUAGGGUACAGUCAGCGCUGUGUCCCCAAGAGCUUUCGCCUCAGGGAGUGUCCACUGGAACCUUCUAGUCUCAUCCGCCUCUGGGAAGCCCUGGAGAAGUGCCCAGGGCCUUUGGAAAUUGAGUUGUCCUGUGAGUUCCUGAGUGAUGAGAGCCUAGAAACCCUACUGCACUGUUGCCCCCGGCUCCCCCAGCUGAGCCUGCUGAAACUGAGUCAGAUGAGACUGCCUCCAAGGAGCCCCUUGCUGCUGGCCAACAUCUUCAGUUUGUGUCCUCGGACUCAGAAGUUGGAGCUCAGGUCCCUGAGUCAUGUAUCCGUGCACUUCAGGUCCAGUGAGGAGCAAGAAGAUGUGAGCUGUGGUCGGUUCACCAAAUGCAACCUCCUCUCAACGCAUGUGAAGCCACUGUGCGGGAUACUGAGCAAGUGUGAAGACAUUAGCCACCUAGACCUCUCAGCAAACGCACUGGGUGAUGAUGGGCUCAGGAGCCUCCUGGAAUGUCUGUCUCAGGUGCCCAUCUCCGGUUCACUUGAUCUGAGUCACAACAGCGUCUCUCUGGAGAGUGCUCUGCACCUGGUGGAGACCCUCCCCUCCUGCCCAGGUGCCCAGGAGGCCUCUGUGAACUUGGGGUCUGAACAGAACUUUUGGAUUCACUUCUCCAGGCAGGAGGAGACUGGGAAGACACUGAGACUGAGUGAGUGCAGCUUCAGGCCAGAGCACAUGCCCAGACUGGCCGCUGGCCUUAGCCAGGCUCCCCAACUGACGGAUCUCAGGCUGACCCGAUGUGACGUGGACCUGGUAAAACUAACCGUCCUCCUGAGCCAAGUGAGGCGGCCAGCAGGGCUACUCCGUCUCAGGGUGGAAGAGACAUGGGUGUGCACAGUCGGGGUGCUGGCCCUGCUGAGAGCCAUUGCCCAGGCCUCAGGCAACGUCACCAAAAUAAGCAUCUCUAAGACCCAGCAGCAACUCUGUGUCCAGCUGGAAUUCCCACGUCAGGAGGAGAACCCAGAGGCCGCAACCCUCAGGCUGAGUGACUGUGACCUGGGAAGCUACCACAGUCUUCUCAGACAGAUGAUGAAGACAUGUGCCAGAUUGCGGCAGCUCAGCUUGUCCCAGGUUCACCUUUGUGAUGCCAGCUCCCAGGUGCUACACAACUUCCUGAUGUCCCUCUCAACGCUGAAGAAAUUCCGGCUGACCAGUUGUGUGAGUGUGGAGGGUUUCACCCACCUGGCAUCUGGACUGAGCUACUGUCAAGACCUAGAGGAGCUGGACUUGUCUAACAAUCAGUGUGGUAAGGAGCUGCUGAGGACCCUUGAGGGGAAGUGCAGGCUGAAGAGGCUUGACCUCAGCUACCUUCCACUGGACAGCUGCACCCUGGACCUGCUCACUCAAGCACUAAGGCACAUGACACUUCUGCAGAGUCUCAUCCUGAGCGGGAACAGCCUUGGUGACAUUGGCUGUCGUCACCUUUGUGAAGCCUUCAGAGUUACCACCAACUUGGAGGAAUUGAGCUUGAGCCACAACCAGAUUGGAGAUGCUGGUGCCCAGCACUUAGCUGCUGUUCUACCGGGGCUGCCUGAGCUCAGGAAGCUAGACCUCUCAGCAAAUGGCAUUGGGCCGGCAGGGGGAAUGCAGGUAGUGGAGUUUCUUGGUCUCUGCCUUGAGGAGCUGAGGUUUGGGUACAAUGCCCUGGGGGACCCCACAGCCCUGAUGUUGGCUCACAGGCUGCCCCCACGUCUGAAGAUCCUGUGCCUGUCCUCCAGCCACCUGGGCCCAGCGGGGUCUUUGAGCCUUGUCCAGGCCUUGGACGGAUGUGCGCAGGUGGAAGAGAUCAGCUUGGCAGAGAACAGCCUGGCCGGAGGGCUUCCACAGUUCUCUAAGGGGCUCCCACUGCUCAGGCAGAUCGACCUAAUUUCGUGUAAAAUUGACAACAAGACUGCCAAGCUCCUGGCUGCCAGCUUCGUGCUCUGCCCUGCCCUGGAAGAAAUCCUGCUGUCCUGGAAUCUCCUCGGGGACGAGGCGGCUGCUGAACUGGCCCAGGUCCUGCCGCGAAUGGGCCGGCUGAAGAGAAUAGACUUGGAGAAGAAUCGGAUCACAGCCUGCGGAGCCUGGCUCCUGGCUGAAGGACUGGCCCAGGGUCCUGGCAUCCAAGUCAUCCGCCUCUGGAAUAACCUCAUCGCCCCUGAUGUGGCCCAGCGUCUGCAGAGCAAGGAGCCCAGGCUGGACUUUGCCUUCUUCAAAGACCAUCCCCAGGCCCCUCGGAGCACUUGA
This is a messenger RNA of Chrysochloris asiatica (Cape golden mole), 5499 nucleotides long. It is a transcript of the gene NLRC5, whose product is annotated as NLR family, CARD domain containing 5. The coding region runs from base 1 to 5499 and encodes 1832 amino acids. Gene Ontology annotation, molecular function: protein binding. NCBI's taxonomy places the organism in Eukaryota, Metazoa, Chordata, Mammalia, Afrosoricida, Chrysochloridae. The transcript has 47 exons. The record is from RefSeq and is a predicted model, not a curated record.